Molecule: messenger RNA, 879 nt
Organism: Acanthosepion pharaonis
Lineage: Eukaryota; Metazoa; Mollusca; Cephalopoda; Sepiida; Sepiidae
Source: the annotation of a GenBank genome assembly
AUGACCUCUUUCGGCGUUAAUGCCUUCCGCGAAGUCGGUUGGAAUCCCACCUUCAAGGUUCAAGGUCAAGUUUUCCACCGGAUUGGGUCUCUUUUGCCGGAAACUGCCACUGAUUUGGCCUUUCUACAAAUAUACUUCAUUGCUGACAACAAUCAACAGGCAGAUGCCCGCAUAGGCAUUAUUCCCGAGAACGAUUCAAGCCAGCACAAUCAUCCUCGCAGGGAUAUCAUAAUGAUUCUCCAACAAAUGCUCCACGAGACAAACAGCUAUGUCCGCAGUUUUAAGUAUGCUCUCGAAAAUAAAACUUCUUCUGAUUUCAUUAUUGUAAUUGAUGCUGACAAACGGCCUCAGGGAGAGCACGAACGUCGUUACAAUUCUCCCGCAAGUAACGAAUUUUCCGUCAUUGUCAGCGGUGAUCAGCACAACAGACGUGACAUUGUUAUCGAAUCGCGCGGCAGUGGGCUCCGAAGAAUCAGUGAAACGCACCGGUCCUACGAUGCAAUGCAAUACCCACUUCUCUUCCCUGACGGAGAAGAUGGGUACCACUUUGGCAUUCUGCAAAAUGGGUCCACCUUAAAAACAGUGUCUUGCAGGGCUUUCUACGCCUACCUAUUGAUGGUACAUGAGGGUGCAUUCAAUCAUCUUCAUCGAAGCCGGCAACUUUUCUAUCAAUUCAUAGUAGACAUGGCUGCUAAGAUGGAAUCCGAAAGACUUUGUUACAUUAGAUUGAAUCAGACCAAGUUCUGCUGCGACUCUUACAUUCACUUCCAUGAUGCUUUACGAAAUGACGCUGAUCCACCCAAUGCAAGAUGUGCAUAUUACCUGCAAUGUUCACAGGCAGUCCACAAUACAUGCACGCGAGGACGCAAGACGCGAUGA